Gongylonema pulchrum is the source of this 615-nucleotide messenger RNA. The record is from the annotation of a GenBank genome assembly. NCBI's taxonomy places the organism in Eukaryota, Metazoa, Nematoda, Chromadorea, Rhabditida, Gongylonematidae.
AGUGCAGCGUCCAAAUUGCUGCUAGCUGUGAUGGAAUCACGCCACGAUGUGGAUAACGCUGAACGCGUACUUAUGAACAUGAAUCAUAUGACAAGUGGGCCGAAACAACUGGUGGAAGCAAUCAAAAUGGCGUACGAAAUGGCGGAAUCAAAGCAAUUUGCUAUAUCAAAAAUACGACGAGAUUUCGAGACAAGCUGUUCUACAGCUAAAUCAAAGCCUAAAACGAAUGCGCCAGAUAUCACUGUGCAGGAUAACUUUAUCGGUUCAUAUCCUUCUUCGACAUCUUCAAGUAUCGUGGAUCCGCGCGAAGUUGGCCAUAAUAUUUUCAUCCUUGCCUCGCAACUUUCGCGGCACAAUGAAGAGCUUCGCAUGGCACUAGAGCCGGAAAAUCAUAAAGAUGCGAUGACGUCGCAAGCUCUCUCCUAUUACAAGCAGCACACUGCACAAAUUGAGAUAGUUCGAUGUGAUCGUAAAAUCGAGAGAGUCGUCUUUCCUAUCCAUACAAUUUGUAAGUAUCUUACUCCAGAAACAAAGCUCAGCAUUUUGUUGGAAACCGAACAGGAUGCUCAAGGAUCUAAGAUAGGAAGUAUCUCAGUAACUGUACAAAGCGCCUAA